Messenger RNA from Merops nubicus (carmine bee-eater), 1398 nucleotides. RefSeq names its product E3 ubiquitin-protein ligase CBL-B-like. Gene Ontology annotation, cellular component: plasma membrane; membrane raft. Gene Ontology annotation, molecular function: receptor tyrosine kinase binding; phosphotyrosine residue binding; ubiquitin protein ligase activity. Lineage: Eukaryota; Metazoa; Chordata; Aves; Coraciiformes; Meropidae. The record is from RefSeq and is a predicted model, not a curated record. Gene Ontology annotation, biological process: negative regulation of epidermal growth factor-activated receptor activity; cell surface receptor signaling pathway.
AUGGCCAAUUCCCUCAACGGCCGGAACCCGCGCAAAGGACGGAUCCUGGGCUUCAUUGAUGCCAUUCAGGAUGCUGUGGGCCCCCCCAAGCAGGCAGCUGCCGACCGGAGGACUGUGGAGAAGACCUGGAAGCUUAUGGACAAAGUGGUCAGAUUGUGCCAAAACCCAAAGCUUCAACUCAAAAACAGCCCACCUUAUAUACUUGACAUUUUACCUGACACUUACCAACAUUUGCGACUUAUACUCAGCAAGUACGAUGACAACCAGAAACUUGCACAACUCAGUGAGAACGAAUAUUUUAAAAUCUACAUUGACAGUCUCAUGAAAAAAUCUAAGCGGGCUAUAAGGCUCUUCAAAGAAGGAAAAGAAAGAAUGUAUGAGGAGCAGUCACAGGACAGGAGGAACUUAACAAAGCUGUCCCUCAUCUUCAGCCACAUGCUAGCAGAAAUCAAGGCCAUUUUUCCAAAUGGCCAGUUCCAGGGUGAUAACUUUCGUAUCACCAAAGCCGAUGCUGCAGAUUUCUGGAGAAAAUUCUUUGGAGAUAAAACUAUAGUGCCAUGGAAAGUGUUCAGGCAGUGCCUUCAUGAAGUUCAUCAGAUAAGCUCUGGUUUGGAAGCAAUGGCUCUUAAAUCUACUAUUGACUUGACCUGCAAUGACUACAUUUCAAUUUUUGAAUUUGAUAUCUUCACUAGAUUAUUUCAGCCAUGGGGUUCAAUCUUAAGGAACUGGAAUUUCUUAGCUGUGACACAUCCUGGCUAUAUGAAAGGCGAUAUUGCAUUCCUGACGUAUGAUGAAGUGAAAGCAAGAUUGCAAAAAUACAGCACAAAGCCUGGGAGCUACAUUUUCAGACUGAGUUGCACCCGCUUGGGACAGUGGGCCAUUGGGUAUGUGACUGGUGAUGGGAACAUACUGCAGACCAUUCCUCACAAUAAGCCAUUGUUUCAAGCUUUGAUCGAUGGCAGCCGGGAAGGAUUCUAUCUGUUCCCAGAUGGACGAAGUUAUAAUCCUGAUUUGACAGGAUUAUGUGAACCCACACCACAUGAUCACAUAAAAGUCACACAGGAGCAGUAUGAAUUGUAUUGUGAAAUGGGUUCCACCUUUCAGCUUUGCAAAAUCUGUGCAGAGAAUGACAAGGAUGUGAAGAUAGAGCCUUGUGGACACCUUAUGUGCACUUCUUGUCUUACAGCAUGGCAGGAAUCUGAUGGCCAAGGCUGUCCUUUCUGCCGCUGUGAAAUCAAAGGAACUGAACCAAUCAUUGUGGACCCGUUUGAUCCAAGGGAUGAAAACUCCAGGUGCUGCAGUAUUAUUGAUAGCUUUAGUAUGCCCAUGUUGGACUUGGAUGAUGAUGAUGAUAGAGAAGAGUCUUUAAUGAUGAAUCGUUUGGCUUCAGUCCGAAAG